AUGGCCACAGUUCAAAAUACCCCUCAAUUGAGAGGCGAAGAAGUGGGUUCGCUUCAGACCAUGGCUCCCUCGCCGCCUCAAAUGGUAUUCCAAUCCCCUUCCAUCAUCCUUCAUAAGCAACUGUCAGAAGUGGAAGAGAAGCCACCAUUGGAUUUGACUCUCUUUCUCAUCCGACACGGCGAAGCAUCACAUAAUGUGCUGGAAAAAUUGGCGAAAGAAGAAGCAUUGCAACAGGCUCUGAAAGAAGGCCUCAAGGCAGAUGACGAUUUGACCAAGGAACGAGUCGAAUUGGCUCGUCAACGAGUCCUAUUGGACGAUAAUCUGUUUGAUGCUCCUCUGUCAGACCUGGGAAAAGAAGAAGCUCGUGGUGCUCGUGCAGCAUUGGCAUCCCUUUCAGAUGCUGAGAACUUGCCAUUUCCCGAAGAAAUAUUAGUCAGUCCAUUGACCAGAACUCUGGAAACUGCCAAUCUAGUCUUUCCCCAUCAUUCCAAUGUCCAUGUGCGAGAAGAGUUGAGAGAGCGCUGCACUGGGAAACCACCGGACACGAGGUCACCCACUGAUCAAUUACGUUCACGGAUUUCCUUCUCCCGCUUCUCCAUGGAUCGGCUCGCAGAAUUGACCACGCUUCAACACUCUCAACAACAAUAUGAAAAGCAAAAGAAAGAAGAAAACAAGUCCAUGCUGAGAGAGCGAACCCGUCAGCUCUUUCGACUUUUGGCGGAGUGUCCACCCACUCAAAAGAGCAUUGCGGUUGUGACCCACAAGGCAUACUUGAGAGAAUUAGAACGUGGUCCCUUUGGAAACCCAGAGUCUCCAGAGUUCAAGAAUGGGGAAAUCCGUGUGUACAAGAUUCGACUGCAUCCAGAAACGGAAUUCAUUGAGCAUGCCAGCAGAAUUGUGUGA
This is a messenger RNA of Cylindrotheca closterium, 903 nucleotides long. The record is from the annotation of a GenBank genome assembly. NCBI's taxonomy places the organism in Eukaryota, Bacillariophyta, Bacillariophyceae, Bacillariales, Bacillariaceae.